This is a messenger RNA of Staurois parvus, 317 nucleotides long. The record is from the annotation of a GenBank genome assembly. NCBI's taxonomy places the organism in Eukaryota, Metazoa, Chordata, Amphibia, Anura, Ranidae.
CUAUAUCUGGUCUCCCACAGACCCUGCAUUCACUAUAUCUGGUCUCCCACAGUACACAAAAACAUGAAAUGUAAUUAUUUUAGUAAUUAUAAACUGCUAAAUACCUUUUCUCAUCAGCAGUCAGGGCAGUCUUGUGACUUCUAUCAGUGUCCAGCAGAGAACUGGGUAAAGUUCGUAGGAGUUUUCAUUUUCCCAUAUGAGUCUGCAGAACCCCUGCCCCUCUGUCUGGACAGUGCUGAUUGACCCUAUGCUGAUCACAUGCACUCUACCAAGAAGAAAAAAAAAAACUCACUAGCAAUACACACCAAACUGAGCAU